Fusarium proliferatum ET1 is the source of this 1083-nucleotide messenger RNA. RefSeq lists its product as uncharacterized. The coding region runs from base 1 to 1083 and encodes 360 amino acids. Lineage: Eukaryota; Fungi; Ascomycota; Sordariomycetes; Hypocreales; Nectriaceae. The transcript is spliced from 4 exons. The record is from RefSeq and is a predicted model, not a curated record.
AUGGCCUCAACGACAUCCUACAGUCAAGGAGAGCCCUCACAGCGAGCUCCGCACAGGCGAGCCAACGUGGGAUGGCUAUCCCCAUCGACCCAACCGCCAAAAGCAAUCAUCAACAGCAACUACGGCCCCGCGCUUACAAACGAGGAACUGUAUGCGUUGGCACGCAGCCUGUCUAGAUUAGACCAGUUUCUCCUUCUGUAUUGUCAGCAUUUCUACCAGCAAAUCGCGUCUGGACAACUUAACCCAGGCGAUACAUCUGCGCAGAGACUCGCUCUAAACGACUUGGAGGAUCUUCAGACAAUCAUAAGUCAAAUUCAAGAUAUAAACACCGGCCGGUUUGUGUUUAGUAGUCUCUACCUGAAGGAGAGGCACAUCCUUUACUAUUGGGGAAGAGCCAUUUCAUUUCUCUCUCAGAAUCUCCUAGCGGGGGAUGAAAUACACCAACCGUCGCUAGGUAACCUCAAAAGAGUCACUGAAUAUGCCUCUGAUAUUGAGAGUGCAGUACUUGAUGCAGGCUCGGCGGGAGUGUUGACAUCUGACUACCGAUUGGUGCUUUCUGAGCGGUGGGAUCUUCUCGAAAGCGUAUUCAAUUUAUAUCAUCAGCAUUCACGAUCUCCUCGAACGGUUGCGAAAUGGCCCAACAUAGCGCGCAGAGCCCAAGCGGCACCAAAAGUGGUGCCUCAAGACAGCAAAACAGGCCUUCCAACGCAGUCCGGUACAUUUACAACAAUACUCUGGUUGACAUUCGUCGGAACUACCUUAUCCAAUAUCUGGACCUUUGCUCUUGCCUACAACUACUCCGACCACAAACCGGGAACUACAAAAGACGCAGACUUCUGGUUUCUCAUGCAAAGCUGUUUCACGCAGGGGUUCACCUUGAUCAUCUCAGGUAUCCCUUUGUGGGCAGAUACUCGAUUGCGGAAGCGGACUUGGGUGCCUCCCAUGUUGCUAGCAUUGAUCUGCACGAUCAUAGCACCACCGCUAUAUCUCACAGCUCCGACGGAGUGGUCGAGCUUCGUUGGUCUUAUAGCUACAGGCAUACAGGCUUUCAUGGUUCUACAGCUUGUGACGGUUUCAGGUUGA